Leucoraja erinaceus (little skate) is the source of this 5117-nucleotide messenger RNA. RefSeq names its product zinc finger protein 229-like. NCBI's taxonomy places the organism in Eukaryota, Metazoa, Chordata, Chondrichthyes, Rajiformes, Rajidae. The record is from RefSeq and is a predicted model, not a curated record. Gene Ontology annotation, cellular component: nucleus. Gene Ontology annotation, biological process: positive regulation of reciprocal meiotic recombination; regulation of transcription by RNA polymerase II. Bases 78 to 1706 code for a protein of 542 amino acids. Gene Ontology annotation, molecular function: histone H3K36 methyltransferase activity; recombination hotspot binding; histone H3K4 methyltransferase activity. The transcript has a single exon.
GCGAGCGGCCAUUGAGGGCAGCCAGGGUGCCGGUGAGCCCCCCCCCCCCCAUUUGCUCAGUGUGCGGCUGAGCUUCGAUGGAGGGCCACAUGACGGGGCACAAAAAGGAGAAGCGUUAUGAGUGCGACGUGUGUGGCAAGGCCUGGCAGAGCCCGAGCCUGCUGGAGACCCACCAGCGGGUGCACACGGGAGAACGCCCCUUCGACUGCUUAGAGUGCGGCAAGAGCUUCUCCCGCUAUGAAAACCUGCAGCGGCACAAGAGCGUGCACUCCAGCGAGAGGCUGUUCACCUGCUCCGACUGCGGCAAGAGUUUCAAGAUGGCCAAUAACCUGAAGGUGCACCAGCGGGUGCACACAGGCGAGAAGCCCUAUGGCUGCUCCACCUGUGGCAAGAGCUUUACCCGGUUGUAUGGGCUGCAGGUGCACCGGCGGGUGCACAGCAGUGAGCGGCCCUUCACCUGCUCUGACUGCGGAAAAGGCUUCAAGUCGUCGCCGGACCUGAAGGUGCACAGGCGCCUGCACACCGGGGAGCGGCCCUAUACCUGCAGCGAAUGCGGCAAGGACUUCACCCGCGUCAGAAACCUGCUGGGGCAUCAACGUACCCACACCGGCGAGCGUCCCUACACCUGCACCCAGUGCGGUAAGGGCUUCACCCAGUCCACCAGCCUGCUGUCCCACCAGCGCACCCACACCGGGGAGCGGCCCUACACCUGCAGCGGCUGCGGGAAGGGCUUCACCCGCUCCGACAGCCUGCUGUACCACCAGCGCAUCCACACCGGCGAGCGCCCCUACACCUGCGCCCAGUGCGGCAAGGGCUUCACCCCCUCCGGCAACCUGCUGUCCCACCAGCGCAUCCACACCGGCGAGCGGCCCCACACCUGCGCCCAGUGCGGCAAGGGCUUCACCCGCUUCACCGGGCUGCUGUCCCACCAGCACACCCACACCGGCGAGCGCCCCCACACCUGCGCCGAGUGCGGCAAGGGCUUCACUCAGUCCAGCAGCCUGCUGUCCCACCAGUGCAUCCACACCGGUGAGCGUCCCUACACCUGCGCCCAGUGCGGCAAGGGCUUCACCCGCUCCACCAGCCUGCUGUCCCACCAGCACACCCACACCGGCGAGCGCCCCUACACCUGUGCCCAGUGCGGCAAGGGCUUCACCCACUCCAGCAGCCUGCUGGAGCACCAGCGCACCCACACCAACGAGCGCCCCUACACCUGCGCCCAGUGCGGCAAGGGCUUCACCCGCUCCACCCAUCUGCUGAACCACCAGCUCACCCACACCGGCGAACGCCCCUACACCUGCGCCCAGUGUGGCAAGGACUUCACCCAGUCCAGUCACUUGCUGGAGCACCAGCGCACCCACACUGGCGAGCGCCCCUUCACCUGCACCCAAUGCGGCAAAGGCUUCACUCGCUCCUCCAAGCUGCUGUCCCACCAGCAGGUGCACGCCUGCAACCGUCCCGUCCCCAGCCCGGUGUGUGGAAAGCGCUUUGCCAUGGCCUCCCACACCCUGUCUCACCAGCGCGUGCACACCAGUGGCCAGCCCAACGACUGCCCGUACUGUGGUGAGGCAUUUGACAGCUCGCGGGGGUUGCGGCAGCACCGGAGGACCCAUGGUGGCGAGCAGCUGCUCCCACUGACAAGAGAGCACUGGGCUGCGGGAGCACCAGCGGUUACACAGCGGAGAGAGACCCUUUGUGUGCGCUGAAUGUGGCAAGGGGUUCACCCCGCUUGACCACCUGCUGGAGCACCGGCGAGCCCACACCGGCCAGCGCCCUUCACCUGCCCACUCUGCGGCAAGGCCUUUGCCCUCUCCUCCAGCAUGCUGGCACACCGCCACGUGGAUAGGUGCUGUUUAGGUAGACACAAAAUGCUGGAAGGAAUGGGUAACAUUUCAGGGUUGAGACCCAUCUUCAGUGUCGACCCGAAAUGUCACCCAUUCCUUGUCUCAUGAGAUGCUGCCUGUCCCGCUGAGUUACUCCAGCAUUUUGUGUCCACCUAUCACUUGCCAGGCUUUGUCCAGCCCCCAUCUCUCUUUUCCAGCUUCCUCUCCCCACCCUCUCCAAUUAGUCAGAAUAAGGGUCCUGACUCAAAACAUUGUCUGUCCAUUCCCUCUAAAGCGGUGGAGUAACUCAGUGGGUCAGGCCGCAUCUGUAGAGGGAAAGGAAUCUAAGGCGACAUCUCCCACCUCUCCUUUCCAACUUUCUCCACACCCACCCCCCCACUACCUCCUGAUAUAGUAGUGGCCAGAGGAUCUGGGGUGAUGGAGGAACUGAUGGAAAUCCACAUUAGGCAGGAAAUGGUGUUAGGUACACUGAUGGGACAGAUAGAUCCCCAGGGCCUGAUGGUCUGCAUCCCAGGGUAUUUCAGGAAGUGGCUCAAGAAAUCGUGGACGUAUUGGUGAUAAUUUUCCAAUGUUCCAUAAACUCAGGAUCAGUUCCUGUGGAUUGGAAGGUAGCUAAUGUUAUCGCACUUUUUAAGAAAGGCGGGAGGGAGAAAACUGGGAAUAUAGUCAACAAAAUAGAGAGAGUACAGAGGAGAUUUACUAAAAUGUUGCCUGGGUUUCAACAACUUAGGUUGAAUAAGUUAGGUCUUUAUUCUCUGGAGCGCUGAAGGUUAAGGGGGGACUUGAUAGAGGUCUUUAAAAUGAUGAGAGGGAUAGACAGAGUUGAUGUGAACAAGCUUUUCCCUUUGAGAAUAGGGAAGAUUCAAACAAGAGGACAUGACUUCAGAAUUAAGGGACAGAAGUUUAGGGGUAACAUGAGGGGGAACUUCUUUACUCAGAGAGUGGUAGCAGUGUGGAAUGAGCUUCCAGUGGAAGUGGUGGCGGCAGGUUCGUUGGUAACAUUUAAAAAUAAAUUGGAUAGGCAUAUGGAUGAGAAGGGAAUGGAGGGUUAUGGUAUGAGUGCAGGCAGGUGGGACUAAGGGAAAAAAGUUGUGUCAGCACGGACUUGUAGGGCUGAGAUGGCCUGUUUCCGUGCUGUAAUUGUUAUAUGGUUAUACACCAGUUAGCAUGACAUCGAUGCUGGGGAAGAUGCUGGAGUCAAUUAUAAAAGAUGAAAUAGCCGCAUAUUUGGAUAGCAUUAACAGGAUCGGUCCGAGUCAGCAGGGAUUUACGAAGGGGAAAUCAUGCUUGACUAAUCUUCUGGAAUUUUUUGAGGAUGUAACUAGGAAAAUGGACAAGGGAGAGCCAGUGGAUGUAGUGUACCAGGACCUUCAGAAAGCAUUUUAUAAGGUUCCACAUGGGAGAUUAGUGGGCAAAUUUAGGGCUUAGGGUAUUGGGGGUAGAGUGCUGACAUGGAUAGAAAAUUUGUUGGCAGACAGAAAACAAGGAGUAGGGAUUAAAGGGUCCCUUUCAGAAUGGCAGGCAGUCACUAGUGGGGUACUGCAAAGCUCGGUGCUGGGACCGCAGCUAUUUACAAUAUACAUCAAUGAGAUUUAAAAGUAACAUUAGCAAAUUUGCAGAUGACACAAAGCUGGUUGGCAGUGUGAACUGUGAGGAGGAUGCUAUGAGAAUGCAGGGUGAAUUGGACAGGUUGGGUGCAUGGGCAGACGCAUGGCAGAUGCAGUUUAAUGUGGAUAAAUGUGAGGUUAUCCAAUUUGGUGGCAGAAACAGGAAGGCAGAUUAUUAUCUAAAUGGUGUCAAGUUGGGAAAUGCGGAAGUGCAACGGGAUCUGGGGGUCCUUGUUCAUCAGUGACUGAAAGUAAGCAUGUAGGUACAGCAGGCAGUGAAGAAAUCGAAUGGCAUGUUGGUCUUCAUAACAAGAGCAGUGGAGUAUCGGAGCAAAGAGGUCCUUCUGCAGUUGUAUAGGGCCCUAGUGAGACCACACCUGGAGUAUUGUGUGCAGUUGCUGGAUCUCCCGGUUGCCAACCAUUUUAACUCCCCUUCCCACUCCGACACUGAUGUUUCUGUCCUGGGCCCCCUAUAUUGCCAGAGUGAGGUGACACGCAAUCUGGAGGAACAGCACCUCAUAGCUUACAGCCCAAUGACAUGAACAUUGAAUUCUCCAAAUUAAGGAAACUCCCCCUCCUAAUCAAGUCUGGAGUCUCUCCCAACUGCAUCUCUUUUUUCUAGCUUUCUCCCCCGACUCCAUCAGUCCAAAGAAGGGUCCAGACCCGACACGUCACCUGUCCAUUCCCCACCAAAGUGCCGGUAGAACUCAGCAGGUCGGCCAUCCGUGGUGGGAAACGGAUGGAGAAAUGUUCCUAUUACAAACUCUCCUUGGCCCUAUCAAGAAUGUGGUGUCCAUUCUUGGGAUGGGAUGCAAGGUCCGAGCUGAACAGUCAUCGACAGCCCCCCCUUCCCUUCCCUCGUGGGCCAUCUCUUUGUAAUUCCUCUGUCUUCUUCUCGCUGGAUGACAAGCAGAACCGUCUUGGCUUAACAGUAGAUGUAUCUUCUUCCUUUUGGACUUUCGUUUCUGCAGGUAUUUACAGAGGAAACAAAACUACUUCCCUUAGGUCCUGAUCUUCCUUUUGUUUUAGUAAAGGUAGAACCUUUGACAGUUGUGAUUGAUUAACGAUCUUAAAUACUCCCAUAGCGUAAAUUUGACAUGAACCGUACUUCCUUUUCUAUGAAGUUCACCAGAUCAGGAAGCAUGGCCUCUCGAUUCUCAUUUUCCUCUAACAGACCAGCUUUAUCUUUUCUCUAAGUCUAUGGGGCAGUUUUAGAGUGAUCAUUUUCAUAUUGCUAAGAACAUUCAUUUCUUGCAUGUGGUCUAAGAGGGUAGUCAUUUCUUUCAUACUUCUAAGACAUAUCGCAAACUCCCGCAAUGCUUUCGCAUCUUCUGGCUGGAUUGAUGUCCAAGCAUAGGCCUUCUUCAUGAGGAUGUCUUUGGAUCAUGGAAGUUUAAAGGGACUUUUAUGUAGUGUGUCGGCAGCGAGCGGCGACUGCGGAGGGUUCAACAUCCCCGACCACGGGUGAACAAAAGGGGAAGAUGGUUGAACUUUAUUAGCUUCCAUCACAGUGAGGAAUGUGGAUUCCGCUGUGGUGGAUGUUUAUGUUAGAUUUUAUUUUAUGUGGCUGUGUGUCUUGUUGCUUUUUACUCAGUAUGGCUGUACGGUAACUCAAAUAACACUGUACCUUAAUUGGUGGAUAUGACAAUAAAUUCCAACUUGAACU